UCAAAAUCAGAGAGCACUUGGAGAAAGUCGUGGAGAGAGGCAGGGAAAAUAGCGCAUUUGCGAAGAACAGUAAACUAUCGGAAGUUUCAGCCUUAAGAUCAUAGGGCGCAACUUCAAAAUUGAGAUCAGAAUGAAUAUCUCCCAUCUGGCGGCUUGUGGAGUAUUGAUCACCUUGCUUUGCAUCAGCACAGAGGCAAAACCUUUAACGCAGGCACAGCAAAAGUCUCUUAGAAGUGUGCUGGGAGAGGAGCUUUCUAAACACCUGGCAUCUGAGGAGUGGGAGAGGAAGCUGGAAAACAUGAGGUCCAAAGCACGCCUAUUGCGGGAUUUGAGGCUGGACACCCGCGCCAAAGGGAUGUGGGCCCGGAUCCUGAACGAGCAGCCCAACUCACGGAGACACAAAGCGGGGACAAAGAAGGGGGGCUCCACGUCCCGGGGCGGCUGCUUCGGACACAAAAUGGACAGAAUAGGCACCAUCAGCGGUAUGGGCUGUUAGAGACAGCGCCGGGAGACGCGGGAGAAGACAAUGGGUUUGGACAACUUUACUUUUAGUUGGUCUUCACCGGAGGAAAUCACAAAAGUAUUGUCUUUACUCAGAAAAAACAGAUUUUAUGUACAAAUCAACCACCACGACCAGCGUUACUGAAGACUGCAACAGAAAUAAUUGUGACACGUACAACAAAAACACCCAUUUUAAGAUGGUGGACAGUGGUGUACAAACAAAAACUGCAAAGCUGUAUAUGAUUGCUGCUGCUGUACAUUCAUGUACUUCAUUCUUACAUAAAUGUAUUUAUGUUUUAAAUCUAUUUAUGUAACAUUUUGAAAUGGAUGCAAACUGCAGGUCAAUUAUGUUUGUAACUUUUUUGUCUUAAAAAGCUGUAAAUGAUUUAGAAAACCAGGGGGGAAAAAGAAAAGUUCUACAUGCAUCAUUGAGUCUCCUUCCUGUUUGUUUCAGACGCAGCCAGAUGCUGGUGUAAUUUUUUACAAUGGCACCCAUUUUUGCUCCAUCCAUAAAUGCACUGAUACCUGCAGUAGUUACCGAAAUAUGAGCAAAAAAGACACUACACAUGACAUGAUCUUUAAACCAUUUAGAUACAUAAAAUGCAUGUAUUUUGUCUUCUAAGGCUUUACAUUCAGUUGAUUGGUUGUAUAUUUCUGUCAUUGUGGAAUAGGGUUACAACAUCAAUAAAUCAAAAGUGUAUAUGAA
Molecule: messenger RNA, 1207 nt
Organism: Paramormyrops kingsleyae
Lineage: Eukaryota; Metazoa; Chordata; Actinopteri; Osteoglossiformes; Mormyridae
Gene: nppc
Product: natriuretic peptide C
Biological process (GO): receptor guanylyl cyclase signaling pathway; cGMP biosynthetic process
Cellular component (GO): extracellular region
Molecular function (GO): hormone activity
Source: RefSeq, a predicted model, not a curated record